AUGCCGACGUGUUCGCAAAUAUUUGCGACCAAACCUGAUGAAUGUCUCGUUUAUAGAUUUCGAAUCGUUGUUCAUGAGGUGAGUGGUCAAUUAAGGGCAUCUAUUUAUCAUAAACCAACUAGUGAACCAUACAUUUUACCAUAUACAUCUAAUCAUCCACGUCAUAUUCAUCGUAAUAUUCCAUACAGAGCAUUAUUACGUGCUGCUCGUAUCUGUUCAAACGUCGACGAUUUUAAUUCAGAACGUAUUCGUAUUGAUAUUUCAUUAUUAUUGAAUAGUUAUCCACCAAACUUUAUUUCUAAACAAUUCAAUCGAUUCUUUCAUUUAAAUAAUACAAUGCCUGUGUUAAAUCAAUUAAAUGAACAAGUUUACCAUCGUUUACAUCAAAAAUUAUUAUAUUAA
Messenger RNA from Didymodactylos carnosus, 402 nucleotides. The record is from the annotation of a GenBank genome assembly. Lineage: Eukaryota; Metazoa; Rotifera; Eurotatoria; Philodinida; Philodinidae.